CCCCUCCAUUUCGUUCUUCCCGGAUCAACUUGGUUUAUGGCCGAACUGAGACCCGAACGUCACAGGUCUGGAAAUUGGAGUCUUCCCGCGCCAUGGCGUUGGGCCGUGGAGCGGAGAUUCCGGUGAACCCCCACGUGAGCAAAUUCGGAGUUGGCAUCUCAUGGGACAAAGGACCCAAGGCCGUGGAUGUGGAUCUGCAAGCGGUGAUUGUAGAUGACAAAGGGGUCAUCAUUGAUGCGGUUUACUACAACAAUAUGAAGGCUUUGCGGUGUAUCACACAUUCUGGAGAUGAACAAACUGGGGAGAGAGCUGGCUUGGAUGAAACCAUUUGGAUCACGAUGCCACGGAUUCCACAGCAGGUGAAAUCGGUGAUCUUUGUGGUGGCAGCCCACAAUCGUGGCCAUUUGCGAGAUGUUUCCAAUGGAGUGAUCCAUGUGCUGGAGGAUACGAUGCAGAAUGAAGUGGCAUCCUAUCGAAUGGAGGAGAGCCCUCAUGAAGUGGAUGCAGUCUUAAUGAUGGUGAAAUCUGACCAGGGAGAUUGGAAUCUGCGAGUGCUUGAUUCGCCUGCUCAACCAGGACGGCAUUUCAUGGAUAUCUUAGAACCAACCCUUGGAAAUUUGAUCCGGGGGAUCCUACCUGGUGCCCCGAAGCGGCAGAAGGUGGCCUUCGCCAUGGAGAAGGGUGCCGUCGUCGACCUUCCACAAGCAUCCAGCCUGGGCAUGGUGACCGCUGGCCUUGGCUGGGACGUGGCACGUGGUUCGGACAUCGACUUGGAUGUCUCUGUGGUCUUCUUUGGGAAGGACUUCCAAGAGGUGGGCGCUGUGUUCUUCGGCAACACCGAGCAAUUUGGCGUCCAGCAUAGCGGUGAUAAUCUCACAGGUGAGGGCAGCGGAGAUGAUGAAGUCAUCAAAGUGAACCUGGCAAAGAUUCCAGACACGGUUGCACAGAUGAUUUUCAGUGUCAACAUUUACACUCCCAAUGUGACUUUUGACCAGGUGGCCAAUGCCUACUGUCGCGUUUGCGGUGAGGAUGGCUCUGAGUUGGCACGCUACGUGCUCCGGGAGGCACGGGGCGAGACGGGAUUGCUGAUCGCACGCCUCUUCCGCGAACCGGGAGAUCGUUGGGGCUUCCAGGCCAUCGGAAACUUCUGCCGCGGCCGGACCUAUAAGGAUUCCUUGCGAGACAUGGCGCCCUUGGUGCGCCAAUCGGCGCGCGACAUCCAGAAGAUUUCCAUGGCCUCCACCGUGGAGUGGGGCGGAAGCGCGUCCUCCGCUCCGCGAGGGAGCCAUGAGAGGCCCAUCAUUGCGACCGUCGUGGAGCCUGUGAAGAAGCCAAAUGAGUGCUGCUUGCAGUGAUGAAGUGAAUUCGCUCCAAUCAUCUAGCUGGAUGGCAGCCAUGAGAGCUGUCGUUCCAAAGAGGUGGUGGAGAAAA
Molecule: messenger RNA, 1431 nt
Organism: Durusdinium trenchii
Lineage: Eukaryota; Dinophyceae; Suessiales; Symbiodiniaceae
Source: the annotation of a GenBank genome assembly